Molecule: messenger RNA, 3854 nt
Organism: Balaenoptera acutorostrata (minke whale)
Lineage: Eukaryota; Metazoa; Chordata; Mammalia; Artiodactyla; Balaenopteridae
Gene: KLF15
Product: KLF transcription factor 15
Exons: 3
Coding region: 1763-2998 (411 amino acids)
Biological process (GO): regulation of transcription by RNA polymerase II
Molecular function (GO): DNA-binding transcription factor activity, RNA polymerase II-specific; RNA polymerase II cis-regulatory region sequence-specific DNA binding
Source: RefSeq, a predicted model, not a curated record
ACCACCCCUUUCACUCAGUCAGCAAAGUUCUGCCAGGUCUUGUUUCAGACUCUGGGGUAACAGUCAGAACGGCUUAUAUUCUGGUGGGGAGGUAGACAGAAAAUGAGGUACACAAAUACAUAACUAAGAUAGUUUCGGGCAGUGGCAACUGUUAGGAAGACUGCGAUGUGGGGUGGUGUAACAGAGGGUGGUCAGAGAGGUCCCACGGGGAGCGACUUAUGAGCUGAGAUCUAAAUAAGGCACUGCCUCCUAGAGUGCUGGGGAAGAGGGGUCCACGGAGGAGAAACAGCCAGGGCCCUGGCCUGAGGCCAUGAAGCUGGUGAGCUUGGGGCACAGCCAGUGUGAGCGGGGCAGGUGGAGCUGAGGUCUGGGGUGGAUGGGCAGGGUCCAGGUUCUGGGCUGCUGGGACGAGAUUGGGUCCCAUUUCCUUGGGAAUCUAUAAGUUUCCUCCUACCCCGUCCUACUGUACUUAUUUAUUUCCCCCUCUAUUUCUUUGGUAUCAUUUAAUCUGUGAAUAUGUCAGUUUGUAUCUCUAAAAUGUAAGGCGUCCUUUGAAAAGUAUGUACCAACCACAAUACAUCAUCACAUUUAAAAAUAUUAACUGUAAUUCCUUAAUAUCAUGGAAUAUUCAGUUAGUGAUCACAUUUCGGGGGAGAGUUUCAAGGGCAGGAACACGGCCCAGUCUGCCCCUUACCGCCUCAGUCCUGGUUCCAGGAAGGCUGGAGCCCCCGGAUUCCUAAGCAUCACAGCAGAGCGGCAGAAAGACCACAUACUCACCCACUGAGGCUAACCCUGAAGGCUAGUGCUGACGGGCAUCUGCACGAACGCCUGCCCCUGUAGUGAGUGCUCAGCAUGUGCUAGCUCAUUGGUGUUACAAAAGCCCAGGAACUAGGCACAGUUGGCAGGAUCCCCAUCCAACACAUGGCACAGAGAGGUUGUGCCACCUGCCCAAGGUCACACAGCUGGUAAGUUGCAGAGGCAGGAGCUCAGCGUGGGCGACAGGGGAGAGGGGGGUCUCAGGCUGAGUGUGGACUCUGUUCUUCACAUUAUCUGGCAUUUUCAUUCCUUCUCAGCACCCGAUUUGGUGAAUAGUGUAUGGUUUUAAACUCCCAGUUUUAAAUCCUUAGCUGAAUAUUUAAAACCAAAAGGCCAAACGUUCUCCUGCAAAACUGCCCUGGGUGCAAACCUGCCACCUUGCCUUAGCUUCCUGGAGCUCUGUGAAGCUUCCUGGACACGGUCAUCAGAGCAUGGGACAGAUGGGAAAAUGAGGUUUGGGAGAGCGAGGCCUUGCCCAAGGUCACAGCUGAUGAUGACCUGCCCCUGGUUGGGCCUGUUGACUGUUGGGCAGUGCUGGGUGCCAGGUGCAGGACUGGUGCUCGAGACAGAGCAAGGGGGUGGGUGCAGAUGGGAUGCCAGGCAGCAGAGACUCUCUGGCUUUCGCUGCAGAACACCCUUUCCUCAACCUCAGCAAACACCCCGCUAUGGUCACUGGGUGGGGACAAAGGUCCGCAGAGGUGGCCCUGUCACAGCCAGACACUGUUGACUCUCCUUGGACACCGGACCCAGCAUGGCCUUCAGCUUCCCCCUCUCCUCUCUGCUGACGUUCUCUGAGCCCCUCCUGGGCACCAGCUGCCUCACCAGGAGCUGGGGACACAGCCGCGACCCGACGGCCCAGCCUGCCCUCAUGGAGCCGCUGGUCCAGUAGGGAGACGGGCGUGAGCUGGGCCUUCCCGAGGUGCCGCCCCGGCACGGCCAGGCCAGCAUGGUGGACCACUUGCUUCCAGUGGACGAGACCUUCUCGUCGCUGAAGUGCCCUGUUGGCUAUCUGGGUGACAGGCUGGCUGGCGGGCGGGCAUACCACAUGCUGCCCUCGCCCCUCUCGGAGGACGACAGUGACGCCUCCAGCCUCUGUUCCUGUGCCAGCCCUGACUCGCAAGCCCUUUGCUCCUGCUACAGCGGUGGCCCCAGGGCCGAGGGCCAGGACAGCAUCUUGGACUUCCUGCUGUCCCAGGCCACGCUGGGCGGCGGCGGUGGUGGCAGCGCUGGGGCCAACGGCGGCCCCAUGGCCUGGGGGACCUGGCGGAAAGCACCGGCACCUGUGAAGGGGGAGCAUUUCUGCUUCCCUGAGUUUCCUGUGGGAGACCCCGAUGACGUCCCGAGGCCCUUCCAGCCCACCCUGGAGGAGAUCGAAGAGUUUCUGGAGGAGAACAUGGAGCCAGGGGUGAAGGAGGCCCCGGAAAGCAACAGCAAGGACUUGGAGGCCUGCGGCCAGCUCUCCGCCGGGCUCCACAGGAGCCACCUGCAUCCGGGGGCCGGUGGGAGAGAGCGCUGUGCCCCCCCGCCGGGAGCUGGUGUGGGCGGCAGCCAGAGCCCGGGUGGGGGUCCCGCCCCCGACGGCCCCAUCCCCGUCCUGCUGCAGAUCCAGCCGCUGCAGGUGAAGCAGGAGUCUGGCGCCGAGCCCGUCUCCCCCGGGCAGGCCGCUGAGAGCGUCAAGGUGGCCCAGCUCCUGGUCAACAUCCAGGGGCAAACCUUCACGCUGGUGCCCCAGGUGGUGCCCUCCUCCAGCUUGAACCUGCCCUCCAAGUUCGUGCGCAUCGCCCCUGUGCCCAUCGCCGCCAAGCCCAUUGGGUCGGGACCCCUGGGGCCCGGCUCCGCCGGCCUCCUCAUGGGCCAGAAGUUCCCCAAGAACCCGGCAGCAGAACUCAUCAAAAUGCACAAGUGUACUUUCCCCGGCUGCAGCAAGAUGUACACCAAAAGCAGCCACCUCAAGGCCCACCUGCGCCGGCACACGGGCGAGAAGCCCUUCGCCUGCACCUGGCCGGGCUGCGGCUGGAGGUUCUCGCGCUCGGACGAGCUGUCCCGGCACCGGCGCUCGCACUCGGGCGUGAAGCCCUACCAGUGCCCCGUGUGCGAGAAGAAGUUCGCGCGCAGCGACCACCUGUCUAAGCACGUCAAGGUGCACCGCUUCCCCCGCAGCAGCCGCGCGCCUCGGCCCUGACCCUGACCGGGCCGGCGCCGCCUGCCCACCCGCCCCGCCCGGUACUUUGUAGCAAUAAGUUAUUGGCCUCCUUCAGAGGGACUUGUCGACGUUCCAGGCCACCUUCUGGAGCCCGGGAUGCGGACCCAGCGCUUCCACCCGCCCCCGCCUGGAGGGGGGGCCUGGAGGCGGCCUGGGGGCCCUAGUGCCUUCCUGCGGCCCGGCCCCUCCCCCGCUGGGCUCCCCGCCUGGGCCAGGGCUAGCGCUCGAUUGCUGGGGAAGAAGAAAUGUGCAGUUUUGAAAUGUCAGUUCCCGGAGGGAGCCGUGCCGGGAAGAAGGAAGUAGGCCAGAAGUCCGGGGCUGCACUGGAGUGUGAGCGUGGCUUCGUCCCUUGGCCUGACCCCUGGAGGGUACGGUGGGGCGGUCUGGGGUGCAGGACCUGGCCUCCGGGUGGAUGUGGGAUUGGGUGACAAGCCCCCUCUCGGCGAGGUGGCAGUGCAUGUGCUUGAGUUAAAUGUGCCGGGCAGACGGACAGGUGCAGGUCUGCCCCAGGGCGAUGGUACCGGUGUGGCUCAGCCCCUCAUCCUGUUUCCAGACAAAUCCAGACAGCAGCCUCCGGGGUCACCUUCAGGAAGAGAGGGGAGCCGCUGCAUUGCGUGUAGAAGAGCUAGAUAGAGCCUCCCAAAAUCCUGAUUUAGAAAUGCAUUCCUUAUUUUGUCUAGAAAUUAAUAUCAAAUGAACUAGCUUGUUUUGAGAGGUUUAUUUCACAUCCUAUGAAUGUAUGUAAAUAAAAUGUACAUAGGUGCAUCUACAUAAAAUCUUUUAAUAACAUGUCAACAUUGUGUAAAUUUGAAAUAAAAUCUAUAAAGCUGGUGUA